Messenger RNA from Linum tenue, 2805 nucleotides. NCBI's taxonomy places the organism in Eukaryota, Viridiplantae, Streptophyta, Magnoliopsida, Malpighiales, Linaceae. The record is from the annotation of a GenBank genome assembly.
AUGGAUCCCUUGCGUGGAUUGCAACACCACGGCGGCUGCACCGCUGCCUCGCCCAGGCUCCACCUCUCCGAUCACCGUUCUCAGUCCCUCCACCGCCGCUGUCAUCGUUCUUCGAGCACUCAUUUCCUCCGCACUCACAGGAUCUCAUUCCCUCUCCGUCACCACCACGUCCUUCUCCCGAGAAUCGCUUGCCGCGUUUCUCCUCCUGAAACCAGGGAUGAAGAAAGGAUGGACAAAUCCAGGUCGAAACAGAAAGUGCAGCUCAAUAUUCGUCUCGAUCACCAAGUUAAAUUUGGUGAGAAUGUAGUCAUUUUGGGAUCAGUGAAGGAGCUGGGUUCAUGGAAAAAGGACGUGGCAUUGAAUUGGACGGAAGGUGGAUGGGUGUGCAAAUUGGAGUUGGACGGUGGUCAGUCUAUUGAGUAUAAGUUUGUUGUUGUGAACAAGGACAAGCGCACGUCGUGGGAAGGUGGUGAUAAUCGGAGGCUGAAUUUGCCCAACGAGGGGAGUUAUGAGAUGGUAUGUAGGUGGAAUGCAACUGGGGAAGGUAUUGAUCUGUUGCCUGCUGGAUCGGAGCAGAAGCAGGACAGAACAGAGAAAAUAGGCUUUGAUGGACCUAGCAGUGCUCCUCCCACGCAUGAUGGUGAGCCGAGCCCUUUUGUUGGACAAUGGCAGGGAAAGGCUGCAUCAUUCAUGAGGUCCAAUGAACAUAGGGACAGGGAAGGUGAUAGGAGAUGGGAUACUUCUGGUCUUGAGGGAUUGUCUCUAAAGUUAGUCGAAGGUGAUCGGAGUGCAAGGAAUUGGUGGAAAAAGCUUGAAGUUGUCCGGGAGCUGAUAGUUGGAAGUCUUGAAAGUGGGGAGCGUAUGGAUGCUCUCAUAUACUCUGCCAUCUAUCUUAAGGAAGUGCUUGUUAUUCGGAAGAUCCAUCCUUGUUUGCCAUCAUUUAAGGCAGAAUUUACAGCAUCAGUUCCUCUAACUCGCAUUAGGGAUAUUGCUCAUCGGAAUGACAUCCCUCAUGACCUUAAGCAAGAAAUCAAACACACGAUUCAAAACAAGCUUCAUAGGAAUGCCGGGCCAGAAGAUCUGGUUGCUACGGAGGCGAUGCUUGCACGAAUCACCAAGAAUCCUGGAGAGUACAAUGGGGCAUUCGUGGAACAAUUCAAGAUUUUCCAUCAGGAGCUUAAGGAUUUCUUCAAUGCUGGAAGUCUUACUGAGCAGCUUGACUCAGUUAGAGACAGCUUUGAUGAUAAUAGUCUUUCUGCUCUCACAUUGUUUUUGGAUCACAAAAAGUCUCUGAAUGGUCUUAGAGAUAUGAUUGGAAAGGGUCUUGAAAGUGGUCUCAGGAAUGAUGCCUCUGAUGCUGCUAUAGCUAUGCGUCAAAAGUGGCGUCUUUGUGAAAUUGGCCUAGAAGACUACUCUUUUGUACUGUUGAGCAGGAUAGCAAAGACAUUUGAUGGAUCCAAUGGUGUUCCUACAUUAACACCAGUGCAACCAUACGAUGACACAGAAGCAUGGAAAAGGAAAGUUGCAGCCAUAGCUGGAGGUGUUGGUGCAGUUCUUCUAGUAAUUAUCAUUGUGGUAAUCGUUUACUUGUGCAUUAAGAAAUUGGCAGCACAAACUUCUGAAAGGGAGUCCUCUGCACAAUCUCCAACAACUGGGUUGGAAAUAGUUGGAACUCCCACUUAUGCUAGUCCUCAUCCUCCGGGCACACACUUCCUGAGAUUAUUGACAAUUGAGGAGUUGAAGCUGGCGACACGAAGUUUCAGUGACAGCAAUAUCAUAGGCGAAGGCUUGCUUGGUUUGGUUUACAAAGGACUGCUUCUUGAUGGAUCUAUUGCUGUCAUAAAGAGAAACAUAUAUCAUCCUGUUCAGAACUUUGCUAAUGAGGCAGCAACAGUUCUUGUAACUGAAUUCAUAUCCAAUGGAAAUGUGGGACAAUACCUCUAUGAUAGUGAAGGUCUGCCUGUUGGGAAAUUGGGUAUCAAGCGUAGACUGGCCAUAGCCUUAGGUGCAGCAAAAGGGCUUCGGUAUCUUCACAGUUUGGUCCCUCCUUUCCUGCACAUGCAUUUCAGAACCAGCAAUGUGCUUGUGGAUGAAAAUUUCACUGCUAAGGUAUCUGACUAUGGAAUCUACAAGUUGGUAGCAGAAACUCUGCACCCGGGAUCUUCUUCUUCUGUAGAUCACUUCCUUGAUCCCGAGUUGAAUUCGUCGAGGGACUUCUCAGAGCUCAGUGAUGUCUACAGUUAUGGAGUAUUCCUACUAGAGCUGAUCAGUGGACGUGAAGCACACGGAAAGCAUCAAUCGAAAUCAGACCAAAAUCUACUGCUUCAGGCUAGGGAUAGCAGCCUCAACGACUUCGUGGACAAGUCGCUCCAAGCUAAGGAUCGAACGAAACGAAUCAUGGUGGAUCUGGCAUUGAUGUGUGUGGAUGUCAGCACAAGGAGACCUUCAAUGGAGAAGGUUGUCAAAGCGCUCGAAUGGAUUCGAGGGCGGGAAACUGGGCAUGUGGAUCAUGACUAUGGUGAGGAGAUUGGAGCUGUAAAACUUGGGAGUGAACUCUUCAAAUGACCAGACUUUAUUUAUCUCCUGUCUUUCUAUGGAUUUACAUUCAACUGCUAAUUAGUGGCAUUCUUUAUUGGACGUAAUAUUAGUACCAAAGUUCAAGACUUUAAGCCAUCCAUCAACUUGCAAAUUGGUUCAGACUUAUUAGGAGAUAGAUUCAAUCUGUCUGCCUUCUCCUUCAAGAUUAAGGAAUAGGGUUGACUAGGAUGGCGGCAAUCUAUGGAUGCUGAAUGUGGCUUGAAUUCU